AUGGAGGAGCUGCCUUUGGAUGGAGAGAGCACGGAUGCUGCAGGGGAGACCUGUCCCCAAAGCCGCCCCCACCGCAUGCCACCCUCAUCUUUUGCUCAAGGAAUUGUUACAAAUCUCCCCUUCACGGUCACCGCCCCCUUUCCUCGUCGGAUUCCAGCGGGGAUGUGGGAGCUGGGGGUGCCUCGGCACGUGCCGGGGCGAUUCCAGAGCCCUGAUCCCCCCUCCCGGUCCACUCUGACUCACCCCGGCCUCGGAGCCGCCGGGAAUUUUCGUUACAAUAACAAGCCAGGGACCCCCUCCCGCGACGUCCUCCUGGUCUCAGCCAUCAUCACCGUCAGCCUUAGCGUCACCAUCGUCCUCUGCGGGAUCUGCCAGUGGUGCCAGCGGAAAAUGGGAAAGCGUUACAAGACUUCCCUGGAGACUGUGGGAACUCCGGAUUCCAGCCGAGGCCGCAGCGAAAAGAAAACCAUCAACGAUCUAGACAGAGACUUUUGGAAUAACAAUGACAACACAGUGCAGCAGAAAUGGAGCUCCUACCCUCCCAAGGAGUUUAUCCUAAACAUUUCUCCUUACGCUCCGUACGGUGAUCCGCGCCUUUCCCUCAAGUGAGUCUCUCCUUACCGAGUUUGCUCCGUGUAGUGAGUAUAUGGGCAGCACCCACUCGCCUUCCUCCUCCUCUUCCUCCCCCUUUCCCUCCUCCUUCUCCUCCUCCUCUUGCCCCCGGGCUCCCCGCACGCCACCCCAUGGGCCGUCCCAUGGAGACGAGCAAC
Haemorhous mexicanus (house finch) is the source of this 770-nucleotide messenger RNA. RefSeq lists its product as uncharacterized. The transcript is spliced from 4 exons. Lineage: Eukaryota; Metazoa; Chordata; Aves; Passeriformes; Fringillidae. The coding region runs from base 1 to 609 and encodes 202 amino acids. The record is from RefSeq and is a predicted model, not a curated record.